Molecule: messenger RNA, 5151 nt
Organism: Podarcis lilfordi (Lilford's wall lizard)
Lineage: Eukaryota; Metazoa; Chordata; Lepidosauria; Squamata; Lacertidae
Source: the annotation of a GenBank genome assembly
GAGACAGCUGGAGCAACGACAAUGAAGAAGGCGUCUUAUCUUCUCUCCUUGUUGGGUGCGGUGAUCGUCUGCACACAGAUAGGUAAGCUCCUCUCUUGCCCUCCUCCCUGACCGAAGCAUGAAAGCAGAAUGGCGCUUUGGGAAACCGAAGAGAGGCUGACUGCUUUAAUAGAAUGUCCCUGGCUGUUUUUGCAGGGAAAUUAAGGCUGCUGGUUUCCAUUCCAAAGUUGGGGGGAGGGAGUUGGUUUGCUUUGCAUUUUAUGGAGAGCCUAGUUCCUGAAUGGCGUAACUGUGAAGGACCAGGUGCGUAGCCUGGGAGUCAUUUUGGACUCACAGCUGUCCAUGGAGGCCCAGGUCAAUUCUGUGUCCAGGGCGGCUGUCUACCAGCUCCACCUGGUACGCAGGCUGAGACCCUCCCUGCCCACGGACUGUCUCGCCAGAGUGGUGCAUGCUCUAGUUAUCUCCCGCUUGGACUACUGCAAUGCGCUCUAUGUGGGGCUACCUUUGAAGGUGACCCGGAAACUACAACUAAUCCAGAAUGCAUCAGCUAGACUGGUGACUGGGAGCGGCUGCCGAGACCGCAUAACACCUGUCUUGAAAGACCUAGAUUGGCUCCCAGUACAUUUCUGAGCACAAUUCAAAGUGUUGGUGUUGACCUUUAAAGGCCUAAAUGGCCUCGGUCCAGUAUAUCUGAAGGAGCAUCUCCACCCCCAUCGUUCUGCCCGGACACUGAGGUCCAGUGCUGAGGGCUUUCUGGCAGUUUCCUCACUGCGAGAAGCAAAGCUACAGGGAACCAGGCAGAGGGCCUUCUCGGUAAUGGCACCCGCCCUGUGGAACGCCCUCCCAUCAGAUGUCAAAGAGAUAAACUACCUGACAUUCAGAAGACAUCUGAAGGCAGCCCUGUUCAGGGAAGUUUUUAAUGUGUGACAUUUUAGUGUAUUUUUGGUCUUUGUUGGAGGCUUCCCAGAGUGGCUGGGAAACCCAGCCAGAUGGGGAGGGUACAAAUAAUAAAUUAUUAUUAUUAUUAAUUUGCACUUUCCAAAACAAGACACAGGCCAGAACACAGCUGUCCUUCAAAAUUCACCUUUCUCUGAAUUUUGCAAUGCUGUUAUCCAACCAAAUAAUCUGUUGCAUACAUUAAGGGGAAAUAAUGUGCAGAAAUACAAUAUAUGGAAACUUGCUCACAAAAAUACAUACAUUCAAAAUUGCAUGCAAAAACAUUAGGGAAAGUUCACAUUUAAACACUGAGGAAAUAUUGCAAGGACAUUUUUAAAGGCAAAUUGUUGCAGAAAUGUGGAGAGCUGGGGGAAAAUCGGAACUGAAAGAAACCUAAAUUCACGAAUCUGUUCUUAGCUUCAGUGGGAUUUACUUGCAACAGAGCAUGCUAAAUCCAUAAGGAAAUCGUGUUGGCAUUCAUUUCAAACUGGGUCUGUUUUGCUUAUUCCUGAAAGCGUGGGGUGGAGGAGACUAUGAAGCUGUCCUGACUGGAAGAGGACUGGCUGUGCCUCCGAAAGAAUAAGCCAACCUUUGAUUGGCAACACCUCAAAGGCGGAAGGAGCUGCUGUUUGUUGUUUACUCGGCCAAGAAUUUCUUGCAUUGACCUAUCACAAAUGCUGACCUGGUUUUGACUAACCGCUUUCACCACGAUCCAAUUCCUUUGCAGUGUGCCUGGGAGGACUUUGGAGCAUCGUUUUGCACGAUGAUGCCACCUACUGGCGCCACAUAAUACGAAACUGCUAUAGAGUUUCAAAAGAUGGUUGUGCUAUGACGGGGGGGGGGGUAGGUUGGGAGGAGCACCCUGCUGGCUUUUUUAAAAAUAAAAAAAAAUGCACCCAGCAAGGUCAGCCCUUUGUCAUGGCUAAUGUGGAGGGUGUUAAAAGGAUACCAAGGGGGAGGGGGGGACAUACCAUCAAAGCAAUUUACAAAAAAUAGAAAACAAUGAAGUUAUCAGUUGUUGCUUUUUAAAAAGCUAAAAGCAAGUAUUUAAAGUGAUUGUGCUCUCCAGGAAUUUUCUGCCCCCAAAGUUUUAUCUCCCUCUCUCCCUUCGCUUUGCAGCUGAUUCGAUUAUUUGUUUCACUUGCGAAAGACAGCCCUCUAAUUGGAAGUGCCUGCAAAUGACUAUUUGCCCUGACCAAGAAAAUGCAUGUCUAACAAUGAGGGAUGUUGACGAAACAGGUGAGUCCUGCGAUCAGCUGCUUAGCUGCACAUUUGAACAGAUCUCAAGACUGGCCUGCCCUCUUAAGCAAACAAACAAACAAAAACCCUACGGAAAUUCUGUGCAAUUUCCACAUGCACAGAUCCUGGGAUGGGUAGAGGGAGGACAGGAAUGCGGGUGGCGCUGUGGUCUAAACCACCGAGCUUCUUGGGCUUGCCAAUCAGAAGGUCGGCGGUUCGAAUCCCCACGACGCGGUGAGCUCCCGUUGCUCAGUCCCUGCUCCUGCCAACCUAGCAGUUCGAAAGCAAGUAGAUAAAUAGGUACCACUGGGUUAAAUUAGUGAAAUGUAUAAAAUUAGUGAAAUAUAUAAACUUGAAAAGUACAAAAUAAAAAUACAUAAUGAAAAAUAAAAAAUAUUAUCAUCAUCAUCAGUGCUUAUUCUAAUUUUAUCAGGGUUAUUCUAAUUUUCCUACUCUUAUUGAAAAGCACUGAUGAUGAUGAUGAUUGAAUAGGACAUCCUUAUUUUCAUCAGGGGACACGGGUGGUACUGUGGUCUAAACCACAGAGCCUAGGGCUUGCCGAUUGGAAGGUUGGCUGUUUGAAUCCCCGCGACGGGGUGAGCUCCCGUUGCUUGGUCCCUGCUCCUGCCAACCUAGCAGUUCAGAAGCAAGUAGAUAAAUAGGUACCACUGUGGCGGGAAAGUAAACGGCGUUUCUGUGCACUCUGGUUUCCGUCACAGUGUCCCGUUGCACCAGAAACGGUUUAGUGUACAUUUCCAAAAUAUAAGAUAAAAAACAAAUAAAAUAAAACCUACAUACAGCAACAGUGUUUUGUGUUGUGUAGGCUCCAAUGAUGUAAGUCAUGGGCCCCCAAUCAUGUUAAGUUAGAGCUUAAUCAUUAUUUCAUUAUUAAUAUACUUCUUAAUUGUAUUUCACUGGUUCGAUGGCACAUCAAAGUGCAAGUAGAUAAAUAGGUACCACUCUGGCGGGAAGGUAAACGGCGUUUCCGUGCGCUGCUCUGGUUCGCCAGAAGUGGCUUAGUCAUGCUGGCCACAUGACCCAGAAAAACUGUCUGUGGACAAAUGCCGGCUCCCUUGGCUAGUAAAGCGAGAUGAGCGCCGCAACCCUAGAGUCAUUCGCGACUGGACUUAACUGUCAGGGGUCCUUUACCUUUUUUAUUAUUAUUAAUAUACUUCUUCUUAACUGUAUUUCAGUUCAGCAAUUAUAAUGAUAAAAUACAUACUUCGUUACGUGCAAAUGGCUUUAGAUACCUAUUAGGUCCAUAAAUUACCAGCUGGCAUAUAUUCAACACAAAAAACAGCGACCAUUUGUUGACGACAAAGGACAGCUGGACAUAUAAAGGGCCCCAUUACCUUCAGUAGCUUAGGGCCUCAUCAAACCUAAAUCCGGCCCUGGCCACCACCACCCCAUUCAUGCUGCCCUCGGGACAAAUCUUCAUUACAACGGCAAUUAUUUAUCUAGGAUCAUCAAUGCACUUUUACAGACUAACAUAGCCAGUCAAAAACUCAAAUGAUCCACAACCAAAACUCCUAGGUCCCUGCUGCAAGGAGCUUACAAGCUAGGUUCUGGCAGUUGUGGAGACAGCAGAGAAUGAAUAUGUCGGUAUCUGUAAUUAGGCUUGGAUUCUGUAUUGGGCGAGAGCUUCAUAUGUGCUUUCUUUUUAAUUUCCUUCCUGCCUCAAGGUGACGAUGCCAAGGUUCUCAUCACCAAGAAGUGUGGCCAGGCAUGUCCCACUGAAAGCAAUAAUUCAAGCAGCGCACCCCAGUCGGUUUUCUGCUGCAAACACAACUGGUGCAACCUGUGGCCCCCAAAAUAAAAAGUGUCUGGUCCACGCUGAGUGGAAGGGCCAGUCUGGAAUGCCCUUGAAGUAAGCUGCUUUCUCUACCGUCUCAACUGUUGUGUUCUGCAAAGUUUAAUGAUCCCUUUUGGCUACAUUUUGACCCUGCAACACCGGGCAAGCAUUGGCCUCCUCCAGGUACCCUGUUCAGCGUGCAUUCAAUUUUUUUCUUUACAUCUGCAUUUUUUAAGCAAAAGAAACGAAAGAAGAAAAAUAAAAUCGCAUAUUCCUGCAACAAUUGUUAGCAAUUUCUUAACCUACUGCAUUUUGUAUCGACGAGUUUCAAAUUUUGUUAUAUUUGUCCAUGCAAAGUUUAUGUCAGGGUCUCCGGCUGUUGUUGGACUACAAUUCCCAUCAUCCCUGACCCCUGGUCCUGCUAGCUAGGAAUGAUGGGAGUUGUAGUCCAACAACAGCUGGACACCCGAGCUUGGGAAACCCUGGUCCAUGUCUAUAAGCGACCUGCUCUUAAGUGGCAAGUCGUCAAUCCAUUGAGUAAGUGGAGCCAUAUAUUGCGGAUUCAUGAUGGUUUGUACUCAGUGAUGGUACCUGGGAGGGGGGUUAUACAUUGUUAUAGGAAUUCUAAGGCCUUAAAUAUAGAAUAAAUGUUGAUAACUGCACAAGGUAAACACACAUACAUACAGUAAACCAUACGUCUAAAAUAGUACAGGAGAGCAAUCCAAAAGCCAUCUUGGCUCUCAAUAUUUCCUCUUCCUCCUUAUUCCCUCUUGCCUGAGAGCAGGUAGGCAGAGAGCAAUCAGGGGAAGUCCCUGAAAGAUUUUCUCUCCUAUAUCUAUGAACCUCCUUUGUAUUAAUUGUCAUUGUUUGCCCAGAUGCUCUGCAUUGAGGGAUGUCUGACGGGCAUCCCGAUUGUCUUAUUAAAUGCUAAUGUUUUCUAUAAACCGUGUCUGGAACAAUGUACAACUUGCUAAAUCCUCAGGAGUAUCACACCCUGGCCUGCCUGAGCCACAGUAAUCCCACCUUCUGUGUGAUGUAAUUUCUGUUUGUAGAGGGGAUGUGCUUCUACUCCACACCAAAAUGCAAAACUCUUAAAAGAGAUGUUUCUUCUGGGUUCCGGGUCUCUCUUGCCUCCUUGCAAGGAGGGGAGUGAAUUCUGUUGCAACAGAAAAAUAAAAUCUGCC